AUGACACUAACAAAGCUAUCGAUUGACAAGGUAAACGUUAAAGAUAAGCGAGUUCUUAUACGAGUGGACUUUAAUGUACCUCUUAAAGAUGGGAAGAUAACCAACAACCAACGUAUUGUUGCCGCUCUUCCGACAAUCAAGUAUGCUUUGGAUCAUGGAGCGAAAUCCGUAGUACUUAUGUCUCAUCUUGGUCGUCCUGAUGGUCGAAAACAAGAGAAAUUUACAUUAAAACCAGUUGUUGCGGAGCUGAAGGCGCUCUUGGGGAAAGACGUAACGUUUGUUGAUGAUUGCGUUGGGCCUGCAGCCGAAAAAGUGACGGCUGACCCAGCUCCAGGCAGUGUUAUUCUUCUUGAGAAUCUGAGGUUUUAUAAGGAAGAAGAAGGGAAGGGAGUAAACGAAAAAGGCGAAAAGGUACCAUUUCCUUGUUUUCUAGUCAUUUUCGUUGGUAGCCAUGACUUUGAAAAAGUGCUUCUGCAGGUUAAUGAAAUGAUCAUCGGUGGCGGCAUGGCAUUCACAUUCGUUAAGGUCCUCAAAGGCAUCAGCAUUGGCAAUUCGCUUUUUGAUGAGGAAGGUGCAAAAAUAGUAAAUGACUUGAUGCAGAAAGCGAAAGAAAAAAAUGUGGAAAUCCAUCUACCAAUUGACUUCAUCAUCGCGGAUAAAUUUGCAGAGGACGCAACUCCUGGAAACGCUGAUCUCAAAACCGGUAUACCCGAAGGUAAAAUGGGUUUAGAUAUCGGUCCAGAAUCUGCAAAGCAGUUCAGUGAAGUAAUCAGCAGAGCUAAAACGAUUGUGUGGAAUGGUCCGGCUGGAGUUUUCGAGUGGGAUAAUUUUGCCGCCGGAACAAAGGCAAUAAUGGAUGCAGUUGUUAAAGCUACCCAGGACGGAAGUGUUACAAUAAUUGGCGGUGGUGACACUGCCACUUGCUGCAAAAAGUGGAAAACAGAAGACAAAGUCAGCCACGUCAGUACCGGUGGUGGAGCGAGUUUGGAGCUUCUUGAAGGUAAAGUUUUGCCAGGAGUAGAUGCUCUUUCAUCUGCGUAA
Messenger RNA from Enterobius vermicularis (human pinworm), 1041 nucleotides. The record is from the annotation of a GenBank genome assembly. Lineage: Eukaryota; Metazoa; Nematoda; Chromadorea; Rhabditida; Oxyuridae.